Messenger RNA from Kluyveromyces lactis, 1062 nucleotides. It is a transcript of the gene YFH7, whose product is annotated as Yfh7p. The coding region runs from base 1 to 1062 and encodes 353 amino acids. NCBI's taxonomy places the organism in Eukaryota, Fungi, Ascomycota, Saccharomycetes, Saccharomycetales, Saccharomycetaceae. Gene Ontology annotation, cellular component: cytoplasm. The record is from RefSeq and is a predicted model, not a curated record. The transcript has a single exon.
AUGUUGGAUUACGAUGCGCUUGUAGAUCAAGCGUUACAGCUGCUCGAACAAAAUAUCAACAAGAAUUAUAGGGUUUGCAUUGGGAUAAUUGGACCACCAGGUUCUGGUAAGUCGACUGUAGCUGAAAAAUUGAAGGAAAAGAUCAAUAGCAGAUAUCACGAUUACCUAGCUCACGAGCAUCAUGCAGAGGUGGCAGUACGGCCGUUAAGCUCUGCUAUUGAUCUAACUGGAGACCUAUCAGUUGCCAACAAAGAACUGCAAGCGGAGAUUAAGGCAGGAUUUUACUCACACGUCGAAGAUAAUAAUUUCAAACCAGUGCAAGUGAAAGAGUCUGACGGGUCAACCCUUAUCGUUGGUCGCGGUGGUUUGGACAAUGCGGUUAGGAUAAAACCGCUACGUAAGGAAGCCAACUUGUCCCCAACAAAGCCGGAUAUAGCUCAAAUUGUUCCAAUGGAUGGAUUCCAUCUGUCAAGAAAACAUCUAGAUCACUUCAAGGAUCCUACUGUGGCUCAUCUUCGUCGGGGGUCGCCGUUUACGUUUGAUAGUAAUAAUUUCUUGCAAUUGUGCAAAGUGCUGUCAAAAACCUGUUCCCUGGACCCAAACUACCAUUCUACUGGCCCAGAGACUGUAAAUGAAGAUAAUACAAAUUCAUUGUUCGACAAUGUUACGAAUAGCUUUAUAGACUUACCUGAAAUAUCUUUCCCCGGGUUUGAUCAUGCAAUUAAAGAUCCAGUGGCUGACCAGCAUACAGUUCAUAAAUUUACAAGAAUACUAAUUCUAGAAGGACUCUAUCUUCUCUUAAAUCAAGAGAACUGGAGUCUAAUAUACGAUGCCAUAGCAAGCACGGGUGCAUUUAUUUUUUGGAAUAUCGUGAUUGAUGAAGAUGUUAUCGAACAAAGAGUGGCCAAACGUCAUGUUAAAUCUGGUAUUUGCCUGUCUUUAGAGGAAGGCAUACAAAGAUUUAGAGCAAACGAUCAAAUAAACGGUAGGCUGAUUCAAUCGCAAUCUGUUAGGAACGCCAAUAAAAAUGUGAAAAACGUCUACGACAUACGAAAUGAUUAA